Pangasianodon hypophthalmus (striped catfish) is the source of this 1876-nucleotide messenger RNA. It is a transcript of the gene ric3a, whose product is annotated as RIC3 acetylcholine receptor chaperone a. Gene Ontology annotation, cellular component: intracellular membrane-bounded organelle; neuronal cell body; neuron projection. The coding region runs from base 1 to 1398 and encodes 465 amino acids. The record is from RefSeq and is a predicted model, not a curated record. NCBI's taxonomy places the organism in Eukaryota, Metazoa, Chordata, Actinopteri, Siluriformes, Pangasiidae. The transcript has 4 exons. Gene Ontology annotation, biological process: synaptic transmission, cholinergic; protein localization to cell surface.
AUGUUGGUUUCAGGGAUUCAGAGGAUCACUUUGCUCUCUUGUCUCGUCCUCUCCAUGGCUCUGUUUUUGCCCAAACUGUUUUUAUCUGCAGGGGAGGAGAAGCUGCUUCUUCACUCAGAGGCGGUUGGUCCUGGAAGUCCUGUGAGAUACGGCCAUGGUGCUUCCUCAGGAGAAGAUGAUCAGUGGACACCUGAAUCACUUUACACAACACGUCAGAACCCCGAGACCUUUUCCCACACGAAGACUCUUCGGAAAUCCACACUCCUCGCUCAAGUCACUCCUAUUUACGGCUUUGGAAUCUUCCUCUACAUCAUCUACAUAUUCUAUAAGAGCUCACAGAGGAACGGCUUCAGGGCGAGGGAAGAGGGAAGUGUUAAGGUGUUUGAGGAACGCUGUACGUGUGAAUACUGUGUAUCUCAGGAGGUUGCUCUGAUCUUCAUGUAUCGUCCUGGUUACAGGUGUCGUAAGGACAGAAGUGGACGUGAGGAGAGAAAACUCCAGGACCUGACAAAGAUCACACACAUGCUGGUGGAGGGACGGCCGCUGGAAGACGUCACCCCUGAGGUGGAAGCUGAGGAAACCCCGUAUUCUGCAGACUGGGAGGGUUAUGCAGAAGAGACCUUUCCUCAGUAUGAGGUGCCGCUGUGCAGACGUCGAUAUCCAAGUGUCAUCCUGGAGGAGCCAUACGGAGAUGUUCCUACACCUGAGGAACUGGCUGAAAGAAUGGAGAGAGAAGAUGAGGAGGAUGAAAAGAAUGAAGAAGAGACAGAAGAAGUGAAGGAUGAGUGCAGUGAAGAUGAAGGGAUAAAGGGUGAUGGUGACCUCAAACAGGCACUACUCGAAAAAGGAGAAGAAACAGAUGAUAAUGAAGGUGAUGCUGAUGAAGAAGAUUAUAAACAGGAUGAAGAGGAAGAGGAGGAAGUUGGUGAACCUUGUCUGGCUCAUAAUUCUACUGAUGAAGAGGAGACACCAGGAAAUCAGAAGGAAGGAGAAACAUCCAGCAGGAGAAAACAGAUAACGUUCAGUAAUCACAGGCACGUCUUCCACUAUCCAAAAGGAGGCGCUGUUGGCUGCAGUUAUGAAGAUGAGGAGGUGGAGGAAGACGCACCUGAAGAUGAUGAUGAUGAUGCUGAUGAUGAUGUGGUGGAGGAUAAGCAGGAUGAAGAUGAUGAUCUAAAGGAGAUGGAGAUGGAGAGGGAGGAGGACGACCCGCUGAUGGAGGCUGAGCGUCUGGGCUUCAGCACUCAGUUCACAUGUGAUCCUGAAGAACAGGAAGUUGAUCUGAUCGACUUCCUUCUCACAUAUAAACCUGAAGCUGUGAUUAACUCCGACCAAUCAGGAGCAGCUGAAGCUCCAGGGCUCAGGAUGCGCUACAAGAACCAGAAAAAGGAAAACUGAGCUGAUCAGCAACACCGUCCACAGGAAGUCCAGAGGAAAUGCAGAGGAAAUGCAGAGGAAAUGCAGAGGAAGUCCAGAGGAAGUCCAGAGGAAAUGCAGAGGAAUUCCAGAGGAAAUGCAGAGGAAUUCCAGGCUCUGAUAAGGAUUUACUUUUACUCUAGAUGUUUAAAAAAACUCAGAGUGUUGUGUGUUUUUCUCCGUGUUUCUGACUCCAGUAUCUAAAAAAGCAUUAAGGUGUAAUUUAUAAAUGUGACUUUAGAAGUUAUGUUGUUUUUGUUUGUUUGUUUGUUUGUUUGUUUUGUCAAGAGUUUUUCAUUGGAAUUAUGAUGGAAGGUGUGAGGUGGCAGAGAUGCAAGUGCAGGUGAAUUUUACACAAAACAGGCAAACACGAGAUCAAAAGUCCUGGUAUCAUCACAAGCAAGUCGAGACUUUGUGUGUGUGCGUGUGUGUGUGUGUGUAUGAGUGUGUGUGUGUGUGA